This is a messenger RNA of Plasmopara halstedii, 165 nucleotides long. RefSeq lists its product as uncharacterized. The record is from RefSeq and is a predicted model, not a curated record. NCBI's taxonomy places the organism in Eukaryota, Oomycota, Peronosporomycetes, Peronosporales, Peronosporaceae. The transcript is spliced from 2 exons. Bases 1 to 165 code for a protein of 54 amino acids.
AUGCAUGCUCUGAAAAUGACUACGAAUCGCCGUGUAGCAAAAUGGUUUAAUGAACUUGCGGAAUUCGAACCGUUGUUUAAGUGGAUUCCCGGGGAAAACAACACGGUGGCAGACGCGCUAUCACGAAACCUGAACAGACGCGCUAUCACGAAACCUGAACUUUGA